AUGGCUGCGAUGUUUUCAUCAAAGUUACAGCUACUCCGAUUAACAUUACUCCUAUGUCUCUAUCAACUCGCCUCUACCGUGUUUGCGGCACCGCGGCCGCCGCCGUUUGAUGUUACUCCCCAAAACACGAAGCUCACUGCUGGCCGAGUGGUUAUGGGAAUAAUAUUAAUCGCUGUAGGAAUUUUCUACUGUUUCUUUGGCAGAAGAUACUUUAGAAUCAGCAUGUUCAUUCUUGGCUUUUACGUUGGGGCCGUGAUAGCUUGGAUCAUAUUAUUAAAUGCAGAACCAGAUGGUGGUUACGCAGGAUCUGAAGCGGUAACAGAAGCAAUACUUGUUGUGGUAUCUAUUGUCGUCGGUCUGCUGUUCGGAGCGCUGUUUUUGUGUUUCUCUACACUUGUGGUAUGGGUUCUCGGAGGAGUAGCUGGCUAUGCCUUGGCCUUGUUCAUACUCUCAUUCGGAAGUGGAGGCCUAAUACACUCGCGCGCCGGCCGAAUCGUUUUCAUCAUAGCAUUUAUAAUCGCUGGUAUUGUUUUCACUGUAUGUUUCCCCAACCUGGCGAUCAUACUGGGCACUGCAUUCAUCGGAGCAUUCUCGAUCAUACUGGGUAUCGAUAUGUUUGCAAGGACUGGCUUUACCGAGACGUUCAGCUCAAUGCAAAAUGUUAACAAGGAUACCCUUGAAUAUCGUGUAAGCGGGAGAGUAGUAGGAAUGUUGAUCGGAAUGAUCGUACUCUUCCUUCUGGGAACGAUAGUGCAAUGGCACUACUUCAGGACGUAUAAAUUUGGAUAUUACGACCCGGCAGCGAAAAGAAGAUUCGGAUUGGGUCCUUGGAGAUGGGGAAGAAGGAGAAAUAGAGCUCCCGUAGUGUAA
Paraglomus occultum is the source of this 870-nucleotide messenger RNA. The record is from the annotation of a GenBank genome assembly. Lineage: Eukaryota; Fungi; Glomeromycota; Glomeromycetes; Paraglomerales; Paraglomeraceae.